CAUUGUUUUGAUUUUUAUAAAAUUUUUGUUUGUUUACUUUUGAGAAGUUGCUGACCACACACCAGACCAGUGACAUUGUGACACAAUGGACAGCUAUAGAAUCAAACUCAAGACCCUUUGGUUUAAUAAUCAAUUCGGUGUUUUAAUGCAAAGCACUACCAAGUAUGCUUUAAGGGUUAACCUACUAAUAGUGACAAAAGAAGGAGCAUGGGAGUGCUGACUACUGCUGAUCGAUCCAAAUCAGCUUAAUUAAUAUUAUAAGCACAAUAUCAUACUUUUUACCAUUUCUUUUGAGUUUUCUAUGCAUAUGAAAUUUUAUACUCGAGACUCUUCAUAACAUUCCAACAUUGCUUAUUUUGUUGUGCACAAAUAAAAUAGGGAGAUGACAACAACAGCUAUGCUAGAACUUUAGACUGGGCCUUAAAAAACCAAUGCUCUACUGGUUGAACGGUAGGACUAGCCUAUAGCUCAGUAGAUAGAGAUUUGACUUGUUGUCUUAACUGAAGCCUCUUGAGUUUGAGUUCUAAUGUGAUCAUCCCCCUUAUGCAUGUUAUGCAGCACCAUUUUAAACAAUUUUUCCCCUGUUGGGCAUAUGCACCUGAUUUACCAAAUGAAUCUCUAUAUACUUGAUCAUGAAAACCAGGAAUAAAUUUUAUUACUUUGGAAUUUUGCAUUGCUUUCAAAAAUCAUUCAUUAUCAAAUUUUAAAAAUUCAUUGAACUUAUUACCAAGACUAUUGUAAGCAUUAAUUAAGCAUGACAAUUGACAUACCUUAUUUCUAGAUACUUCAUGAAUGCAACCACACUGCAUUACUCAGUAAAUGAAAAAUCUUUAUUUGCCAGAUAGAAUGUAAAUUGAAUGGUACAUGUAAGUUGCAUUUAAGUGAUGGCACAAGAGUGUAGACUGGCAAUUAUCGCAGUAAAUUGGCAGUCUGGGAAGGGAUAAUUGUCAGUCUACGUAGGAGAAAAUAACCAAAUGCAACUCCGGGCAAUAUCACUUGGCAAUUUUCCAUUGGAUUUUUCCAUGGCAUUGGACUUUUUAGUUUUUCUAAGACUUUUCACCCAAUGUUGGGCUUUUUAUUUUUGGGUCAUGGGUGCAAGCCCCAUGUUGGGAGCCAUUGUAACAAAUUAAGGACCACAAAUAGUCUCCAAUUCAAGACUCUUUGGUUUAAAAUUAAAUGAUAAUUAAUGUUUCUUACUUAGAUCAAGGGAUAACCCACUAGCUUGUAGGAGCAUGGCAAAACUUGGCUUAUUUUAUCCUGGGAAUUUCCCAGUUGGAAAUGUAAUCUCUAGAGAUUUGGCUUGGUUUAUAAUGUCCGAAUACCACCCCAUUGGACACUGUGAAAUAGUCCUCGAUUGGAUACUGUGAAAUAGUCCUCACUUUAAUGGGAUGGUUAUUGGAGGAUGAUGUUAAUUUUAAUUUAAUUUUGAUCUCAGAGAUAGGAAAUGUCUGACCUUGAGCAAACUCAAGCAAUUUAUUUGGAAGAUUUCGGCGACGAAACUGAUGAAGAAAAUGAAGAUGGAAAGAAGAAAAUUGUUUCCUUUUUGAAAGUAUUAAAGCAGGACGGUUUUCCAGAGAAACUUUUUCCCUUGUAUGAAGGUGAAAAUAUUGUUGGUCGUAAGGAGGAUGUUUGUCAUGUUGCAAUUCCUUUAAAGGCUUUAUCCAGAGAACAUGCUUGUAUAGAGGUGCGAGGAGAGAAUCAUCUGAUAUAUGAUAAAGGAAGCAGAAACAAAACAAAAAGGGGAAAGAUGUAUUUGAUCCCAGAAGUUCGAUAUGAAUUGAAAAAUAAAGACCCAUUGCUGUUUGGAGAUGUAAAGUGUGUUUACAUUAUUGGAGAACCAGAGGACCUGGAUGUGGAUGACUCGGAGACUGGAUCAGAGUCCGGAUUCCAGACAGCUCCAACUGAUCCAUCUGAUCCAGGAGAGAAAAGAGACAAGACCUCUCACGUGACCACUCUAGUGUAUGACUCUGAAGAAGAAGAUGAGGAGGCUUAUGAUAGUGACAAUAGCGUGGAUCUGCUUCAGCCAACUCAGGCAUAUGUGCAAAAACAGGAUGGUAACAAGAAAAGCAGGAUCAACUUUGAUAUGGAAACAGAUGAAGAUGAAUCUGACAGGAAGAGUCCUGACAUAACUGUAAAAGAAACUCCAGCACCUAGAAAGACCAGAGGACUUGCCAGUACAGCAGUUGUUCUACCUGAAUCGGGCUCAGAGACUGAGGAAGAAGAUGGGGAAAAAGAGUCAGCAGGCUACAAGGGCAUGCUUCAGGCUCCCACCCAGGCCUUUUUAGCAGAGACUGAGGGAGAAACUACUGAAGAAGAUUCCCCCAGAAAGAAAAUACUAUGUGCAGAAACCCAGUCAUUCUUAGAAGAUAAAAGUAAAAAGACCAGCAGUCCACAAGGGGUUAUUGUUGAGAGUGAGAAUGAAGAAGACAAGGAUGAGGAUGUUCCUGUAGUGGAGAUCGAUGAAGAUGAAGAGAACGAGGAGGACCGAAGUCACUUGUUUGCCAAUCCCACACUCGCCUGUGACUUGCCUGAUGAGGUAGAGGAAAGUGAAGAUGAUCAGGAGGCAGAGAAGAGCAGUAAUGCAACAGAGGAGGACCAAGAAGCUGAAACACAGGUCUUUACUGACCAAACUGUUGCUGUAAGUGAUGAAACGUUGGAUGUCAAUGUGAUGAAAAGUAAAGAUAGAGCUACAGCAAAGAAUGAUAAGAAGACAAAUACCAAAGAUGCUGCAACAAUAGAGAUUGAUGUCAAUGAGGGUAAUAAUGAUGAAACACAAGAGUUUUCUGAUGUAGCUGGUGGUGAUACUCUUGUGGUGGAUAAGGAGGAAUGUGAAUCAACCCAGGUUUUCGACAACAAAACCACAGAGGCAGAAACAGUGGCUAUGGAAUGUGAGGCCACACAGGGCUUCAGUGAUAAAGCUGCUGAAGCAGAGACAGUAGCUGUUGAAUGUGAGGCAACACAGGCCUUCAAUGAAGCAGAGACUGUUGCUAUUGAAUGUGAAUCCACACAGGUAUUUGAUAAUGAAGCUGCGAAAGCAGAGACAGUAUCUGUCGAAUGUGAAGCCACACAGGUCUUUGAUGAAAAAAUUUCAGAAGCAGAGACAGUUGUGGUUGAAUGCGAGGCUACACAGGUGUUUGAUGAAAAAAUUUCAGAAGCAGAGACGGUUGCCAUGGAAUGUGAGGCCACACAGGUGUUUGAUGAGAAAGCUGCAGAAGCAGAGACAGUUGCCGUGGAAUGUGAGGCCACACAAGUUUUUGACAAAAUCUCAGUGAUUGCAGCAAAUGUUCCUGUUGAAUAUGAAGAGGAUCAGGUAUUGGAUAAUGAACAACCUAUAAAUCCAAAAGAAGACAGUGAUGUUACGGCAGAAACAAUACCAUCAGAGUGUGAACCUACUGUGGUGUGCACAGAAAUAAAUAUACCUGUGGACGAUGAACCAGAACAAGACAAAGUUGUUCCAAAAAGAGGAAGGAGAGGGAAAUCGUCAACAAAAUCUGAACCCAAACCUAAAAUAACGGAGGGCACUGAGGAAACUCUGGUGUGCACAGAUAUAAAUAUACCUGUGGACGAUGAACCUGAACAAGAUAAAGUUGUUUCAAAAAGAGGAAGGAGAGGGAAAUCGUCAACAAAAUCUGAACCCAAAUCUAAAAUAACUGAGGGCACUGAGGAAACUCUGGUGUGCACAGAUAUAAAUGUACCAGUGGACGAUGAACCAGAACAAGAUAAAGUUGUUCCAAAAAGAGGAAGGAGAGGGAAAUCAUCAACAAAAUCUGAAUCUAAACCUAAAAUAACUGAGGGCACUGAGGAAACUCUGGUGUGCACAGAUAUAAAUGUACCAGUGGAAGAUGAACCAGAACAAGUUGUUCCAAAAAGAGGAAGGAGAGGGAAAUCGUCAACAAAAUCUAAACCACAAACUGAAAUAACAGAGGACACUGAGGAAAUUCAGCCCAAAGGUAGGAUAUCCAAAAGAAAGUCAGUAGCAAAUGAGGAAAAACCUGUCCAGAAUAGUCAAGAAACAAAAAAAGGACAAGCCGGGAAAGGGAGGGGUGGCAAACAUACAGAUGUUGUCACAGAAGAUGCAGAUGGAGGAGAUGGAGACAUUUCAAAGAAAAGUAAAGCAUCACUGGCAGAAGAGACCAAAACAAAGAUGGACCAAUUCGAUGGCAGGAUUGAUGAUUCUACAUCUGACAAAGUUAUUGAAGGUAAAGAAUCAGGUGGACAAUCUACCACAGUAUGUGAUGAAGACUUGGAGCCUACACAGGCCUAUUGUAUGGACACUGAUGAUGUUAUAGAUCAGGAAGGGAGCACCACCCCACCUAUCUCUGAGCUUCUUGGAGUGGAGGUGAAAGAUGGAACACCUGUGGAACCAGUGAAGUUUGUGGACAGUGAGCCAGAUAUACUGCCUGUGCUGAUACCUCCAGCAUCACCACAUAAGUCGGCUCUAGCCAGUCCUGGAAGGAGGUCACCAUCCCCCAAAAAAGUCCACUUCCAAACAAGGGAAUCUGAAGUUGUGUUAAAUGAGGUGACAGGAUCAAAACUGAAAUUUGAGGAUAAGGAGGAGGAAGAGGUAUCAACUGGAAGGUCGGGUGGAAGAAGUCGUAGAUCAUUACCAAAUCUCUCACAACCAGAAGUCUCUGCACGCGGAAAACGAGGAAGGUUAUCAGUUGACCCAAAAGUUGAGGCUAAGGCAAUGACUGUACCAUCCACUGCAAAGGGAAAAAGAGGAGCAAUGUCACAAAAGGCUAACAGUGAGGAAUCCAGUUCCACUAAGAAAAGGGGCAGAGGUAAAAAUGUUAUAGCUAUAUCAGAGGAGGACACACCACCCCUGGAGGAAGAGAACAAUGAAAAUACAGAUGAUCAGAAAUCCAAAGAAAAAUGUGUCAUUGAAGAGGAAACUUCCUCAGAAGUUAGUGUUGCAGAGCAAGAGGUAGUGAAAAAAGCUGUAGGGGCAAAGGGUAGAAAAGGAAAACGUGGAAGUAAAGCACAUGCUGAUACAGAUAAAGAACAGAAUGUGGCAGACACAGAACAACAAGAAGACAGCUCCAGUCAAGAACAUGGAACAAGGAAGAGCAAGGAUAUGGAUAAAAUGGAAGAACCAUCCAACUCGGAAGCAAAGGUAGUAAAAACAAGAAGAGGAAAGAGAAAGAUCAGUGAGACAUCUAGUAGAGAUGAAAAUGAACAUUCUGAAAUAAAGAAUUCUAAAAAUGAAGAUCAGAAAUCUAGCAAAAAGAGUGUAGUUGAAGAGGCAACCCAGCCUUAUAUGGAAGACAAUGAAGCAGAUGAGACUGUUACAGAAACAGAAACUUCUAAAAAGACCAGAGGUCGAAAAAGCCUGGCUAAAUCAGAGAAUGUGCAUACAGGGAGAAGAGGAGCAAAGAAAAGUGAUAAAGAGAAAACAGAAGAUGAUAGUGAACAAACAAAUAAUGAAAAUUCAGAAAAAGAAGGUGAAAUGGAAGCUAGUAAAAAUACAGGUUCAAAAAGAACAAGGAAAAAAGACCUUUUAAAUGAUAUUAGUGAAGAAACUCCCAGCAAUUCCCAGCAGGCUUUUGGUAGCUCAUCUCAAAAUGUGAAGGCUAGAAGAGGAUCACCAAAGAAAGAAAAAGAGCAUGCAAGUGAAGAAGUGACUAGUGAUACAAAAUCAGAACGUAAAGGAAGAGGCAAAAGAAAAGAGAAUUCGAAGGACAAUGCUCAGGAAAGCGAGGCUUGUAAUGUCACAGAAUCUGGUAAAAGCAAAACAAGCAAUAAAAGGACAUCGGCAAUUAGGCAGGACAAUGAGGAAAACUCAGGAGAAAGUCAAGACAGUGUUCUAUCUACAGAAUCUGCAGUCACAAGGAGGGGAAGGGGAAGAUCGGCUCAAAAACAGACCACUCUCAGUCAGGAUUCAGAAGGAAGCAGUGGUCCAACCCGAAAGUCAAGAGGGAGGGAAAGUUCUGCAGCAAAGAAAGUUGAGGUGGAGUCUGAGAGCCAGGAAAUUGAGGACACUAAAGACAAAAAGACUGCAGCAGUGAAAUCAUCAUCCAAAACCAGAAAAAAUAAUGCAAAAGACACUUCAUCCAUUGCAUCAGACACAGAAUUGAGCAGUGAUUCUCAGGAAAGUAUCCAGCUUAAGGCAGCCCCUAAAAGAGGACGAGGCAGGCACAAAACUGAUGAGGCAAAAGAAGAAGCCCCUGUAAAGAAAACCAAAAUGGAGCCUCCUUCUACACCACAGCAUGUGAAGAAAUCAGCCAAGUCAUCAGACUCCCCAUCAGCAUCCCUCCGCAGGAAGUCUGUAGAUCCAAGCAAACCAAAAGUCAUGUUUACUGGGGUAACUGAUGAACAUGGACAAAAGGUAGUUAAAGAUUUAGGAGGACACUUAGUAGAUUCCGUCCAUGAAUGUUCACAUCUGGUGACAGAUAAGGUCAGAAGAACAGUGAAAUUUUUGUGCUGCUUGGCCAGAGGAAUUCCUAUUGUAAAUCCUCAAUGGUUAGACAGCUGCAAGUCAUCAGGAAUGUUUGUAGACCACACCCCUUUCUUGAUCAAGGAUGAGCCAGCAGAGAGACAGUACAAGUUUGCCCUCCAUUCCUCCCUGGAAAAAGCCAGUGACUCCAGUGUGUUGGCAGGGUACAAGAUCCAUGUCACCAAAUCCGUAAAACCAGAUCCAGCCAACAUGAAAGACAUUAUUACCUGUGCAGGAGGAGAGUAUUUGACCACCAUGCCAAAGAAAGCUGAUGACAAAAUGCUGGUGAUAUCCUGUCCUGAUGAUAAAGGGAUAUGUGACUCGGCCUUGAAGGCGGGUGUCACUGUUGUGAAUGCAGAGUUCAUCCUUACUGGAAUACUGCGACAAGAAAAUGCAGCAGAAAAUUAUAUUCUAUUUCAAGACAAAAAACGGUCAAGAGAUUCCAGCGUUGGAGGCCAACCAAGUAAAAAACGGCGUUAAACAAAGCAACCGUCAACAGUAAUGAUACACGUGUAAAGAAAGUAAUGGAGAUUAAAUUUGAAACCUGUGAUAGCUGCAACUAUUUAGAAACAGAUGAAAUUUUAAAUUAGUUUCAAGUUUUUAAUAAUGCUUUGUUGACUAGAACUUUAUUUUUUUUUUUAUCUGCAAUAUGUUUUGUUUUAUCAACAAUUCAACUUGAUCAAGACAUUUUUUUAGAUGCACAGCUAUAACUUAGUCUUUAUUUUCCUUCAUUGAUUAAUCUAUGUAUGAACAUGCAUUUGUUAAAUGUUUAUAAAGUUAUAGUUUAAGAAGUUAACUGUUUUAUCUCUUCAUUGUCAAUUUGAAUGAUGAAAGAUGAAAGGUAUACGUACCUAUGAAAUUCAAAUCCAAAGAUUUCUUCAGCUUUCCUAUUGGGAAUACAGUGUGAAAUAAGUACGCCAAAAGUUGAUUAAAUUUUAGUUUAUGGAAGCAUACAUAUUAAAAUGAUCGUGAAGACUGAUAUGUCCCCCUCCCAACAUUGAUUUAUAUAAGAAUAUUCACAAGCUAAGAUGCUUAUUCGUGAAUAAUGUCUAACGUCAAUAUAAAACAUGUACGAUAAAAAUUAUUCAAGGUGUACAUGUAAAUAGUUUAAAGAAAAAAUAAUAAACUGUGAGCAACAGUGUAUAUGAUAAAUUAUAAUUUAUGUAUUUGGAACUUUAGAUUAGACCAAAUUAUUAUAAGCAUCAAACUGUCUAUUUUGUGAAAAAUUAUACGAUUGACGAUAUUGCACAUCGCACCGUCCAAUAUCGACAUAUUAAAGCUAGUUUGAAGCACAGAACUAUUGCUGACUUUUUGAUUUAGACUAGUGGUGAAUGAGCGAGUGUUUAAAUAAUGGUUUAUAAUACCGGUAACAUUCAUUAUACAUACACAUUCAUACAUAUAAAUUUUGAUAAAUACAAAAAGUGACAUAAUUUUCGUUCAGUUGAGAAAAUUUAAAGGUUGACUUGAAGGAAACAAAUAUUUUAUAUCUCGAUUUGAACACAAUUUGUUUGACAUAUCUUCAUACAAAAUAAAAAAAAUGAACAAAAAUACAAUAUACUCAUACAAAAUAACAAAAUGAACAAAAAUACAAUAUACGUACUUUGUCAAUAGUACAUGUAUGUUCAAUCUCUCUUUCUCACUGCAAACAUG
Molecule: messenger RNA, 8083 nt
Organism: Magallana angulata
Lineage: Eukaryota; Metazoa; Mollusca; Bivalvia; Ostreida; Ostreidae
Product: mediator of DNA damage checkpoint protein 1-like
Exons: 24
Coding region: 1445-6913 (1822 amino acids)
Molecular function (GO): protein binding
Source: RefSeq, a predicted model, not a curated record